AUGAAAUCUGUAGGCGGCACGCUUCGUAAAAAGGGCUUGGGAGGAGCUGAGCAUUUCAUGAAGAAGGAUAAGCAUAAACAACACUCCAACGCCUCGUCAGCGUCUUCACCUACAGCAUCGUCUAUCAGUUCACCAAAAUCAAUUGCGUCUCCACAUGUUCCCAAGAGUUUAGCACCAUCAUCAGUAGCAGGAGGAGGGAUAGCACCAGCAACCAGCUCCAUCAAAGUAGCUCCUUCAGCGCCGAUUACAGUGGAUUUACAUCGAUUUGCAGACGACAAUUUACAGCCUGAAGAGUUUGUACGUAGAACAUUGGGCGAUACAAAUGAAGAAGGGAUUCGAGGAUUCUACAAGUCUUUAUUGGAUGCCAAGCAUGUAGUGGGUGGUGAUUUACAGCGAAAUGUGUAUCGAAAUUACGCAGAAUUUGUAUCCAUUUCCAAGGAGAUUUCUAAUUUGGAUGCAGACGUGUUGAGUGUCAAAGAGUAUCUGAAUGAACUCAAAUCGAUUUGGGAGAGCUUCUUGGCUGCGACCAACUCGUCUGAUAUCAGCAAAGUGCCAGGAUCAGUGGAAUCCAUCUUUGCAUCAUCCGCUAAUGGGAGAAAGAAAAGCGAUUUAAUGGCAAACGAUCAAACCAGUAUUUAUAGAGCGCAAAUCAUGGCAUUGUGGGAUAAUGUAGAGGGAUCACAGCGAUUUAUACCUCAUGCACAAAAUAAGCACAUUGUGCGAGAAUGUGUCAACUUUUACGAAAUCAACCCCAAGACACUCCAACCUCGACAAGCUGUGCAUUUGUUCCUGUUGAGCGAUUGUUUACUAUUGGCACGUAGAAGAGGAAAUAGACUUGUCGCAGAUCAUUGCUGGGGUAUCGAAGAUUUAACCAUCGUUGAUGUAAAGGAUUCAUCAGACUUGACCAAUGCCUUGAGAAUUGUUGUAUACCCAGAGACAUUCAUCUAUCGCUCAGAGAGGCCUGAAGACAAGUUGGGUCUUUUGAACGCUUACAAAAGAUUAAUAGAUGACAAUGAUGAUAAACAACUGGAUGUACCGCAAUCAGCUGAUAUUAGAAAGCCUCGAGAUUCGAAUCAUCUUCAUCCGGAUAAAGAGAAAUGGCUUGUCGAUUUACCAGAUCAUUUAGAAGUAUCCAUUGCGCUUCGAGAGUUUGAAAAGAGCGUUGUCUACUUGGAAAAGGCUCGCCAUAUUGUCAUGUCUUCGUCCAGUUCAUUGCCUAUCGUGAGAGAAGCAAGAGAUCAUAUCAAUCACUACACGGAUGCAUUGAGUCAGAUCAUCAGCAGAGACCUGAGCAACACAUUGCUGACGAAGAUCCAGUUUCAACGCUAUGUCAAUUGGCUGUUGAGGUUGGACAAGAGCGAAAAGGCAAGACAGGUAUUCCUGGGUACACGCACACUGAUCAUCAAGAAGAGAAUCAGGCAGCUGGUAUUUGAAGGCGAUAUUACCACUUACAUCAGCGAGCUUGCGCUUGUUGUAUUUACACUGAUUCGAAACACUUGUGAAUGGUACCGAGAUUCGUUCAAGCAGAAUGAAAUGGCGUCUGGAUUCGUGACAUGGGUGCGUGAACAAACUGAAGUGUACGCAGACAUCUACAAACGACAGGUAUUUGGACAGAGCCAAUUGAGCUGUCAAGUGAUUGCAGACUGCUUCAAGUCGACAUUGGAGCAAUGUUCAGUGCUUCGAAAAGUAGGCCUGGAUCUCAAGUUUCUAUUGGAAGACUUAUUUUUGGAAAACGUAAAAGAAACUGUUAUAUCAUACGAAAGAAGGAACAUGGAAAAGAUCGGAAAGAUUGUGGUCAAUGACAACUUCAACGUUGUCUCUGGACAAGGUUUAGGGAAUGAUGUCAAGGUAACUUCCAGCGUUGUCAGCUUCUACAAUUUGCUGGUCAAGUUUUCCAACGACAUUUGCCUAUUGUCCAAGCUGCAAAUGUACUCGACAGUGAUAGAUAGUGUUUGCCACCUCACAGAGCACUAUUUGAGAUCCAUGAUUGCUGAAUCUCGCAAGAAAGAUUUAUCCAAAGAGCAGAGAACCAUUGCUUCCAUGAACGUAUCAUUUAUAUUGGACAAUGUUGUACCAAGAGUGUCGUCUCAAUUGAAUUAUCACUUCAACAGACCUAUACCAGAGCUGGACACAUUGCGAGCUCGACUUCGAGAACUGACUUAUAUCAACUAA
Molecule: messenger RNA, 2172 nt
Organism: Mucor velutinosus
Lineage: Eukaryota; Fungi; Mucoromycota; Mucoromycetes; Mucorales; Mucoraceae
Exons: 12
Coding region: 1-2172 (723 amino acids)
Biological process (GO): intracellular protein localization; exocytosis; Golgi to plasma membrane transport
Cellular component (GO): exocyst
Source: RefSeq, a predicted model, not a curated record